This is a messenger RNA of Jatropha curcas, 578 nucleotides long. Its product is annotated as Ribosomal protein L31. Lineage: Eukaryota; Viridiplantae; Streptophyta; Magnoliopsida; Malpighiales; Euphorbiaceae. The record is from RefSeq and is a predicted model, not a curated record.
AUUUAUUCAAAAUGAAGAAAGGAAUUCAUCCUCAGAUGCAGUGGAUAUCGUACGUGACCCAGAGUGGCAGAUUGAUGCACAUUAUGAUGACCAAAAUUCACCAUGUCGGUAAAGUCUACCACUUCAGGGCGCGGCGACAAAUGGCUGAAAGUUUAGGACAGAUUGCCAAGUUUAAGCGCCGCUAUGGACAAGAAGACACAGAAGACACUACAAAAUGACCUGCUUUAAGACCAAAAGGGGAGCUCAGUAUUGGUGCUCAUAUUUUGUCAUGUACUUUAGAUUGGAAAGUAACAAAGACCAAACCAGUGAGUUUUGCUAUGAAGAGCAAUAACUAUUUUCUGCUAAUGGGCACUUGAAUUUUAAGAACAAUUCAAUUUUUGAUCAGUUUAGUUAACAAUGCUGUCACUGCCUAAUUAAACUGAGUAUAUGUAACUUUAUUGAAUUUGGUCAAUUUGAGUCCUUGCAAAAUACAGAAAUAUCAAGACAAGUUUUUAGGUUUGUGGAUUUAUGUCCUCUUUGUAAUGAAUAUAUGGUAAUUCUGCAAUUCCUAUCAAUUUCAUAGAAAGAAAUUGAAAAUA